GUUCGCCAACCGUGGCCUCCCUGGGCGAGCUGCUGGCCACCAAGACGCUGAUGGCUGCAGGAGACAAAGGGCGUGGUGAAGACGACUUCCGUGGCCAUUGUAGGCACGCUGGACACCGAAGGCGAGCUGCUGGAGACCAAGGACGUGCUGGACCCGAAGACCAUGGCCCCCGUGGACGAGCAAGGGCACGGUCAAGCUGCUGUACAUCAAGCGCGUGAAGCGCGGGACGCCCGUGGCCGAGCUGUGGUACAUCGAGGGCACAACCGUGCGUGUAGGUAAAUAUAGCAAUUCCAUUUCUAGAAAUGUCCAGUGUUCAAGUCGCUUUGCCAUUGUUUUCAAAACGCAAAAAAGGUGAAACCGUCUGAGGGUAGCUCGGGUUGUUUUCCCGGCGAUGGAAGGUGUUGAAGGUGUCAACAGUGCAGGUGAUACAUCCUUCAUAUCGGUCGGCCAGUGGUUUGGUUCUCAACGUGCUUGUACCAAGGCAAUUAAGUCUUUUGCCUCAAGUACAGGGAAAUCUGUGCGUCUGGAUCCAACUGCUGCUGGAGGAGCCUACCUUCGCUACCAGUGCAAAGGAGGUGACCUCUGUCGUUUUGAGGUUGCUGCGUGCCGUGCACAGUCCAAUUCUCAGCGGGGUUAUCACAUUAGCAAAUGCAACCUUGAACACAACAUGUGCAGCGGCCGGUCUAAAAUUGCGGCAUCGCAACUGCGAUCUAUGGAAUCGAUUCGUACAUUGGUGGCAUCGGACCCUAAUGUGUCGGGGCGCACGAUUGUGGAUCAGGUGAAGGCCCUAUCGGGCGCGAACAUACCUUUGAAGGAGGCCUACCGUGGCAAGCGUUGAUUCUUGACGAUCUGUUUGGGACUGUGGAGGACGGAUUUCACCGCCUACGUUCUCUGCUGUCUACAUGGCUAAUGGUCAGUGCCCCGUUGAUAUGGCCAAGGUACUUUACGGACUGCAAGCAGCUUCUAGCCCUGAAGAAUACAAACUGACACACCCCAACACUGCAGACUACAUUGAAGGCAUUGACCCCAGCAAGUGGGUUUUGUACCCAGCUCUCAGGACAAACCGACUGUACGGAUGGCGUACAACAAACUUUGUCGAAUCGCAGAAUGCGGCUGCCCUGGCACCUCGCCUCCUGUUGCCCUUUGGGUUUUUCUCGUUCUUUAUGAAGCAAAUUAUGGAUAGCGAGUACAAACACCAACAACUAGCCGCAGAGUGGAUAAAAAAGGAGGUGAGCUUGACCCACAGACUACACACCAAAAUUCAGAAGCAACAAGAGCUUUCAUUGCAACGACUACGACCAACACGAAUUCCUUGUCGCCACUACAUAGUGGCUUUGCAUCAUGUCAACCGCUCAUCCGAAAUGUUUGACGUAGUAGAUGACUGCUUCAAACUCGAUUCCUUCCAGGUGCUACAUGGAUCUAACGCGCAAGGCCCCAUCGAACUUGUGCUGGACGAAGAACUAGCCGUUAACAAGGACGAUCUACUAGCCGUUAACAAGGACGAUCUGCCCCCGAAACUAAAUCAGAAUCCUGGUCGCAACAAGCAGCGACGGUAUCCUAGCAGUGGAGAUACGACGCAGAGCGUUGGCAGGGCGAAGCGAAAAAUGACCUGCACCAAGUGUAACCGGCAAGGACACAACAAGCGCACAUGCGGUAAGUAGGCGUAGGCCGUGCGAGGAAUGCAAACAAAUCGAGUUCUCGGAUAAUACAUUGCAUAUCAAUUAGCCGUCAUAAUGCAUCUCGUAUUACACCCAACUACUCAUGUGCAGUGGCGACUCGGCCGUCCCCUCGAUGUACCACAGCUCGGCCACGGGCGUCCCGCGCUUCACGCGCUUGAUGUACAGCAGCUUGACCGUGCCCUUGGUCUUCGGUAGCUCGUCCACGGGGGCCAUGGUCUUCGGGUCCAGCACGUCCUUGGUCUCCAGCAGCUCGCCUUCGGUGUCCAGCGUGCCUACAAUGGCCACGGAAGUCGUCUUCACCACGCCCUUUGUCUCCUGCAGCCAUCAGCGUCUUGGUGGCCAGCAGCUCGCCCAGGGAGGCCACGGUUGGCGAGUCCAGCGAG
Molecule: messenger RNA, 2062 nt
Organism: Phytophthora sojae
Lineage: Eukaryota; Oomycota; Peronosporomycetes; Peronosporales; Peronosporaceae
Exons: 7
Coding region: 903-1661 (252 amino acids)
Source: RefSeq, a predicted model, not a curated record